This is a messenger RNA of Sander lucioperca (pikeperch), 4646 nucleotides long. RefSeq names its product protein phosphatase 6, regulatory subunit 2b (gene ppp6r2b). The record is from RefSeq and is a predicted model, not a curated record. Lineage: Eukaryota; Metazoa; Chordata; Actinopteri; Perciformes; Percidae. Gene Ontology annotation, molecular function: protein phosphatase regulator activity; protein phosphatase binding. The transcript is spliced from 26 exons. The coding region runs from base 501 to 3311 and encodes 936 amino acids. Gene Ontology annotation, cellular component: nucleus; cytosol.
UAAGUAUCCGCCAUUUUGAUUUCCAAAUCUGACAGAUUUUUUGUUGACUGCUUGCUGAAGUAUAAUUUGGACAGUGUCAACACACCAUACUGUAGUUCAACACAGCCGCUCGGCAGGCAUCCACCGUGCGACGGCAGUGUGUGAAUGAGAUUGCAACCGGGGAAGGGUGGCAUCUUCCAGCUAACAACGCACUUCAUGAAUAGCCAGCUAUGGGCCUCCGGAUGACCUGACAGCCAAAGUCGCCGAGUUGCCGUUCAGCUUGUAGAUGACGACCGAUAGAAAUGAUGGAUAAAAGAUUGAAGCCAAUCUCUCCUGGGUUUGUGUGUCUGUUGUUAGUAUGAAUGAAGUGGGUGUGUUUGUGUUUUCAUUGCGUGAAUUUGCCGAUGCUGAUUGAUGUCCAGGGCAUGCAAUGUCAAUAAGACAAAUGGCUGUUUAGCAAAGUCUGACUGAGGAUCCUACUCCUUGUCCAAAUCUAAGUGUAAGUGUCGGUGACGUCAGCCAUGUUUUGGAAGUUUGACUUACACACAUCUUCUCACCUGGAGGCAUUACUGGACAAGGAGGAUGUCACGCUCAUUGAGCUCAUGAACGAGGAAGAUGUGUUGCAGGAGUGCAAGGCCCAGAACAGGAGACUUCUCCUGUUCCUGUGCCAGAACCAGUGCAUGCAAGACCUGGUCCGUAUGAUUACUACAGAGCCCCCUGCUGGUGUAGAGGAGACAAAGCGCUUCAAGUAUCCAAAUAUAGCUUGUGAGCUGUUGACAUGUGAUGUGGGAGUGAUCAAUGAUAAGCUGGGUAAUGAGGAGCCUCUGCUGGAAACUCUGUAUGCCUUCCUGGAGCAGCCAUCCCCACUUAACCCCCUCCUGGCAUCUUUCUUUAGCAAGACAAUUGGGAACCUCAUCACACGGAAGACUGAGCAGGUGAUUAGUUUUCUGCGACAGAAGGAUGGCUUCCUUUCCUUGGUCCUGAAGCAUAUUGAUACAUCAGCCAUGAUGGAUGUGCUCCUAAGACUUAUCAGCUGUGUGGAGCCACCCCCUCUUCGGCUUGAGACACUUAUUUGGCUGAAUGAAGAGAAGCUGGCCCAGAGACUCGUAGAGCUCAUUCACCCUGAGAGAGAUGAAGAGAGGCAGUCCAAUGCAUCUCAGACAUUGUGCGACAUCAUUCGUCUAAGCCGAGACCAGGCCAAUCAGCUCCAAGAGAUUUCACAGCCUGACCCUUUGCUGACUGUGCUGGAGUCGCAAGAGUGUGUGGAGCAGUUGCUGCAGAAUAUGUUCUCAGCAAAUAGUACUGAGAGCUGUAUCAUCAAUGGAAUUCAAGUUCUUCUCACAUUACUGGAAAUCAGGAGGCCUGUGGUGGAUGGUGUUAUGGAUGCUCAGGGAUUUGAGAAAAGUUACACUGUUAACAGCAGCAUUUUGUUGGCCAUCCAACCACACUUGAUACACUUCCACCAGCUACUUCUGAAGCCACCCAAGCGAAAUCCCAUGCUGACUACUCUCGGUGUGCUGGAGGAACCAUUAGGGAACACGCGUCUGCACGUAGCCAGACUGGUGGCCUCUCUGUUGUAUACCAGCUCUGCUAGCCACGCGGUCGUAGCACAGGAACUCUGCCGACUCAAUACAAUGGACCUGCUACUGGACUUGUUCUUCAAGUAUACAUGGAACAACUUUCUGCACCUCCAAGUGGAGCUUUGUGUUGCUGCCAUCCUCCGGCCCUGUGCACAUGAAAUGAGACUUCAGCCUGGCUUGGGAUCCCAGGAAAAUGUCAAGCCUCAUCAAGAUGUUUCACAAGAGCAGGCUUUGACUGAUACCCCUUCUGAACCUUCAGCCACCCCUGAAAACUCUGCACACAAUCUAAUGGUGACUCAUUUGUUCGAGCACUGCCACCUUGUCCAGAGGAUUCUGGAGGCUUGGGAAGAGAAUGAUAAAAUACAGUCAGAAGGUGGUAUGAGAAGAGGGUACAUGGGACAUCUGACCAGGAUUGCCAACACAGUAGUCCACAACCUGGAGAAGGGCCCUGUUCACACACAGAUUAGUAGCCUCAUCACAGGACUGCCAGAGGACUACAGAGGGCGCUGGGAAACCUUUGUAGACCAGACCCUGUCAGAGACUAAUAGGAAGAACACCAUAGACCUGAUUGGCACUGGAAACCCACGCCCUUCCUCAGAGGAUGAUAUGGAGAGCCCCUUCCCUAAAGAACUGACACUACAGCAGGCCUUUUCAGACUACCAGAUCCAGCAGAUGACGGCUAAUUUUGUGGAUCAGUUUGGCUUUAACGAUGAGGAGUUUACUGAUCAUGACGACAGCAUUGGGGCAACGUUUGACCGAAUUGCAGAGAUCAAUAUCAAUAUCGAUGCAGGCCAGGACACUGCUAAUACAGCUGUGUUUGAGGCCUGUUCCAAGGAGAGGAUUCAUCCCUUUGAUGAUGAUGAGGAGGACAUUUGGGAGGAGAAAGAGAUCAACUUUGCAACACAAACCAAGUCCCGUAACAGGUUUGGUGGGUCACGAUCAUCCCAGAGCCCAGCAGCCAGUAAAGAUUGUGAUAGGACAGCAGCUUCUGGCACUGAGGCGUCUGACAGAGCAGCAGAUUCAGACUCUGAGGAAGGAGAGGAUCCUAAAGAUGAACUGGAUCCUUUCUCAAACCAGGGCCAGACCGAGGCAACAAAGAGCACUGGCUGGAUAGCAGACUUCGGGGAGGUGAACUCAAAGGCUCCUGCACCAGGGAUGGGCUUUUCUGCCUGGGACACUCCAGCCUCCCAACCAGCUGCCACAGAGGCAGAGGAGAAAGGAUGGGCCAAGUUCACUGACUUCCAGCCAUUCUGUUGCUCUGAAACAGGCCCCAGAUGCAGCUCACCUGUGGACUCGGAGCUCAGCGGAUCUGGCAACACCAAAUCAAACCAGAACCCAUGUGUGUGGAGUGUGUGUGUGGCGAGAAAAGCUCCACUGGUGGCAUCAGACAGCUCUUCCUCCAGCAGCUCAGAGAGCGAUGAGGAAGAAGGAAAGAAAAAGUCUGCAACAGGCGAGACGGUCACCAAAGAGACCAUCACCACGGGCGCUGGCAAGGAGACAAUUCGGCUCACAGUGGACGCAAAAAAUGAAAGGGCAGUCUUCAGCAGAGUAUUCAGACCAGCAGUCAGACGCGAAGCAGAUAAGGUACCGGUAGAGGGACUCUCCAUCAAGGACAAGAAGAAAGGCAAUGAGAAAGAAAGCGAAAAGGAAAGGAAACAUGAAGACGGUCCCAACCCAACUACCACCAGUCCAACUAAGCAGUCGGCUGCUGUCACACAAGAGACGCAGCCCUCUGCUAAUGGACCGGCUUAACGAUGCAACACCCACACACACACACACACACACACACACACACACACACACACACACACACACACACACAAACACAAACACACUACAUACCUGUCUAUUCAACACACAGCAAUGCCACCUUUGCUUCCUGUUAGCAGCCCUCCAAUGCCCUUUUUUGCGUCCAAAGAAUGGAAGAUGCUUAGUGUUGAGGUCAAACAGCCCUUAGCAGUAUGAAUGCUGGAUAACACAUAACUACACAUAGGUACAUUGAUCUCUCCUGCACCUUCAUGACAUAAUUACAAGUGAACCGCUUCAAAGAGGAAUGUGCGUUUUAAAGAACAUGUCAUCGUACCUGACCCCAAAGCCAAAUUCUGUAUGAUUUUUCCCAUUGGACUUAGGAGAGUGACGACACUCUUACCUGUUGUGAUGAGCAGAGGUUACUAAACUAAGAGUUUGAGUGCCAGCUGUUGCACUUCAAGAAAACAAAUACCUAGGUCUGAAAUUUGAUCUUUAUGAUUCAGCAUCAAAUUCCAGAUUGUUUAAGCAUGUCUGGGCACUAAAUCACUGUCCGGAGAUUUUUUUUUUCUAUUAGAGCUUUUGACUGUUUACACUUUAGUAAAUAAGAGUGUAUUCAAAUAACAGCCAAGAUGCUUGCAAAGCUAGCUGCCAUUUUCCCUUGAGCAUUUCAAUGUACAUGCCAGGCAGACAUUUCAUUAGUGCAAAUGUGUGAGUGAUAAAAAUUUGGCUUUUUUUUCAUACAUGCUACUGGAAUAAUUUCUCAGUCCAAGUAAGAUUUCUUUGCUUUGAUCAUGUGGAACAUAAAUGCUCUCUUUUUGUUAAUUUGGAGCAUCAGAUUUUAGAGCAUUAUGUGUCACUUCCUCCGCAAACCUCUGACAGAUUCCGGUAGUUUAGAGGUGUGUGUGCUGUUGUAUCCAUGUGUGUAGACGUGUGUGUGUGUGUGUGUGUGUGUGUGUGUGUUUAAGCUCUGUCUGAGGUACAGCGUGCAUCUUCAGGUCAAAGGAGAGGUAUGCAGAUACAAAGAAAGCACAGCUGUGUAACACACACACACACACACACACACAUAUACACACACACACACACACACACACACACACACACACAGUACUAUACACACAUGUAUACACACAUGCAAAAAAAACACUGAUGUGCACAUACUAAUUCAUAUCACCCUCAGAGCUGUUUAAUGUAAUAUUUGUGAAAUUUAAACCUGUAUUAGGUUGUGGCUAUUCUUCUUGGUAAUAUGUAAACGUAAUAUAAAUGUAAACAGUAUAUAUAAACAUUAUAUAUAUUUUUGGAAUAAAUCCAAUGUAUGGAAAGGCGGUUGUUUUGCAGGUU